CCCCCAUAAAGAAAGCGUAAAAAGCAACGGAGCUGCGUUUGCUCGUAGUUGCGUGCUAUGAUGUCGAAGUAGGGUUCACCCUACGGACAUCGGGCGGAUUUCUCCAUUUUUGACUACGAAUGAGUAAUUUGUACAUCAACACCUAAAGCUAAAAGAUCAUCAUUUUUUACAAAACGCGUACUAGUAUUAAAUCACCGAACAACUACCACUGAUAUAUUCCAAAGUCUAAACAUCCUCAUCUUCACAUCAUUCACCAAUUCUAUCUAUAGUUAGUACCUCCUAACAUCAAUCCCACGUAAAGAAGAUCAACAAGAUGAACGACCUUCCGACAGACGGUGAAUUUCUUGCGAGACCUCCCAGUGGGUUUGGGCCUUCACCACUUGUCGGUAUUGGGCAGCAACCAACCACACCCACUCCCACGCCUACAACCCCUUCUCCAUUCUAUUUGUUCACCUACCUCGCUUGGUGUCACGUGGCUUUUUACGCUCUUCACGCCUUGUUGUUGGUUUUGGCCACGUUUUGGGUGUACUGCCUUCGGGGUAAAGAAGCCUGUGUGGCUCGUUUUUGUCAGGAUUCAACUAGUAUUGGAGUCGGUGGUGAAGAGGAUGAUGAUACUCGUCCAAACCUAAGCAGGACAACAAGGGUUCUUUUUCAGUGUGGCUAUCGUCGUCAUUGGUUCGGCACCUGUCUCUACCUUUUCGCCGUUUUUCUCUUGUUCGCUUUACAAGCAGCGAUUUGGCUCCUCAUCAUCGCAUUGUACCGACCAACGCUGUGUCAGUGGUUGACGAAACACCUGCUCGAUUUGGAUUUCGUGCUGCAUAAUGCCACCCAUGGACGACAGUUUGCGAAUCUGGGUAUGAACCUGAUCCUGUUUUCUGUUUGGAGUAUGGCGGUUAGUUGGAUCUUUUGCCGUAAGAACCUGCAUAUCUGGGAAUUUUGCCUGUGUCCGUGCCCGCUUUCGGAGUGCACGAUAGUGGUGAUUAUCAGGAAGCACCAGGACUGUGAAGAUACGACCACCAAUAUUACAUCAAGAACAAGAUCAAGAGAAAGAACUGGCACUUCUGGGACCACACGCGGCUUCGGACUGCUGUUAUUCGAUCGACAAGCACAGCUGCUGAAUCUAUUGGAUGUGGUCAGGACUGAAGUGGAAGCAUUUGAGCAGCGGAGUAGUCCAAAAGAAGGGUCUGCUGCAGGUUUUUUGUCGAUUCGGCAUGUCGAUCACCAUUUAAUGCGGUACGUCUUUUGUCCAGACCGUGAAGAAUUUAGGCAGAUUGCAAACCCCUUCGCGGAAUCGUUUACUCCAACAGAUGUGGUGGAAUUUUUCAGGGGAGGAGCGUCGAAGGAAGGGUCGUUGCAAGAAGGGAUAUUCACACCAUUUACUAGCAGGAGUGGUACAACUGUUCGAGCUUCAUUUGGCUCAACCUCAUCUUCCUAUCAAGACGAGGCCUCACGUGCUAUGCGCCUCGUUCUCCUCGGUGACAACGCCUUGCAUAUUCCUGUGCCUCCGCUCAUUUCCUUCUUAAAGACUGAGUUUUUGCGGAUGCGCUACGUAGUUCAGUAUCACAGCCUGAUUUGGACCUUCUUUUGUCACUACAUCGUAAUGCUGUGGCAGCUGCUACUGACUUUCGUUUGCGGAAUCGCAAAUGCUAUUGGUGCAAGGAGACGUGCCAUUGAAACGGCGAAGAUGUGUGGGACAGGUGUUGGAAUGGGGAUAGAGGAUGUUUCGAUUUUGGAAAGGGAGACCAAUACCAAAGAUGCGCCAUCGACUCUACUUCAUCGUCAUCAACGCAAGAAGAUUCCACUCAGCCACCUCCUACCAGGCGAUGUCCUUGUUCUCCAUCCCGACACAGUGAUGCCAUGCGACUGUGUCCUCGUUCAAGGUCGAGCUGUCAUGAACGAAAGCUGCCUGACAGGGGAGCCAGCGCCAGUCCAGAAAUUCCCUGUUCUUGCCAGUGAGAACGACAAACUUCUACGGCCUGCAGCUCAACAGUGUGACGGACCGGAUGCUAGUGCAAAUCGUGGACAGGAAGAGCAGGCAGAGGCUGAAGGAGAGCCCAACAUGUUGUAUUUCGUAGAACAACUUAAACUAGUUAUACGUAUCAUUUUAUUCGCUAUCACAAGUUGGUGCGUUAGCAGAAGUCCUGCGAACAAGGUCGUGACCAGGGUCUUUUUACUAUUAUCGUUCCAAAAUGACUACUUUUUUCUUGCCAAAUACUUGCUGAGGUACACUAUUACAACAAGAACAAGUGCACUUAUCUCACGCUUAACCGCCCGUUAUUACAUACAAAAAUUGCAAUGGGGCCACUCCUAGAGUAAGCAUCGUAAGACGCAUCCUAGUAGUAAAAAGCAUCGUAAAAAAUCAUGUUGAAAAAAGUACUAUCCUAUUAGUGCCGUUGUUAGUCCUCAAGAGGAUUCGUAUCCGUCGCUGCGUGCCUAUUUAGUAUUCGGUGGGUAGAAGUUGUAACCACACAGCAGGCGUACAGCUCUCAGUCGUUCUUUUGAUAAGCUCGCACUUUUUAGACAAGGUCGUGGAUGGAUGAAGAUUGAAGAUGUUCGCGUGAUGAUCUUCAUGAAGUCAAAAGGUCCAUUCCAUGCAUGAUCGGCGGCAGUGCAU
This is a messenger RNA of Amoebophrya sp. A25, 2614 nucleotides long. The record is from the annotation of a GenBank genome assembly. NCBI's taxonomy places the organism in Eukaryota, Dinophyceae, Syndiniales, Amoebophryaceae.